This is a messenger RNA of Acanthosepion pharaonis, 843 nucleotides long. Lineage: Eukaryota; Metazoa; Mollusca; Cephalopoda; Sepiida; Sepiidae. The record is from the annotation of a GenBank genome assembly.
AUGCUCAUCACUGACGGCUUUUCAAUCAUCAUCCCAAUAUCUAUCUAUCUAUCUAUCUAUCUAUCUAUCUAUCUAGUUAUAACACGUUGUUCAUUAUCUAUCUAUCUAUCUAUCUAUCUAUCUGGUUGCCUGCAUCCUGAAUUUGUUAUUGCUUUUUACUUUUGUCACAUUUUUUUCGCUAUUUUUUAUUUAUCGGUUAAGAUAUCUAUACAUCUAACUGUAUUGAUGAUUAAUACUCUUCUCUGUUUCAUUAUCUAUCAUUCAUCUAUCUAUCUAUUCAGUCUAUUCAUUAUCUCCAGUCUAUCUAUCUAUCUAUAUCUAUCUAUUCAUUCAUCUAUCUAUCUAUCUCAGUCUGUUCAUUAUCCAUUCAUCUAUCUAUAUCUAUCUAUCUAUUCUAUCUAUCUAUCUAUCUAUCUGAGUCUGUUCAUUAUCUAUCUAUCUAUCUAUCUAUCUAUCUAUCUAUCUAUCUAUCUAUCUUUACCAAAACGUAUCUACAAGUAUGCAUAUCUCUCCUGGAGAUCAUGUUUUCAUAUUUUCUAUCAAUUCUUUCUUUUUGCCUUUUUUAUUCUUUCUUUCUUUUUUCUUUCUUUUUUUCUUUCUUUUCACUUUCUUACAAAAGAGAUACACAUUUCUGGAAGUCAAUUUUGUGGCCCUUUUGCUUUCACCCUGUCUCUCUCUAUAUAUGUACGUAUUCUUUCUUUCUUUCUUUCUUUCUUUGGUUUCUUGUUAUUUUUAUUCAUUAGCUUUCUUUAUUACAUUUCACUCGAUGUAAAAUCAUUUGUUUUCUGUACAUAUUUUCCUUUUCUUUUUUUCCUCCUCGCUCUCUAUUUCUCUUGCACAUAA